AGUAUAGAUCUCAAAGAAAACUUUAUAAAGAAGUUGAAAAACAGCUCCCAUCUAACCUCUUGAAAAAUGCAAUUGAGAAAAGAAUAGAAAGAGCAAGGAAAAUUUAUAACCUUUUUAGUAGCAUAG
Messenger RNA from Racocetra persica, 126 nucleotides. Lineage: Eukaryota; Fungi; Glomeromycota; Glomeromycetes; Diversisporales; Gigasporaceae. The record is from the annotation of a GenBank genome assembly.